AUGUUCCACACAAACACUUCCGCUUUCCAUCCAGACACCUUUUUUCUCACAGGCAUCCCAGGAUUUGAGGGUUCCCAUGGCUGGAUCUCCCUACCUUUUUGCUCCAUUUACUUAAUGGCUCUGUUAGGCAAUGUUACAAUUUUGCUGAUCAUCUGGUCUGACCGUACUCUGCGGGAUCCUAUGUUCUACUUUCUAGCCAUCUUAGCCAUAGAUCUGGCCCUCUCCACAUCGUCAGUGCCCCGAAUGCUGGGUAUCUUCUGGUUUGAUGCACAUGAAAUUGGUUUUGGAGCCUGCGUGGCCCAGAUGUUCCCGAUACACACCUUUACAGGAAUGGAGUCUACUGUUCUGUUGGCCAUGGCUUUUGAUCGCUAUGUGGCUAUCUGUGUACCACUCCACUACACAACCACCCUGACACCCCGGGUGCUAGCAGGCAUUGGUGUGGGCAUUAUAAUGCGUCCUGUCCUGCUCAUGUUGCCCAUUCUCUACCUAACCCAUCGUCUGCCCUUUUGUGAGACUCGACUUAUUGCGCAUUCCUACUGUGAGCACAUGGGCAUUGCCAAGUUGGCCUGUGCCAGCAUUCGAGUUAAUGCCAUUUACGGGCUUUUUGUGGCUUCUUUUCUUAUUUUGGACGUGGUACUUGUUGGAAUCUCUUAUGCCUACAUCCUCCGUGCAGUUUUCCUCCUCCCAUCUCGAGAUGCUCGUCACAAAGCCUUGAGCACAUGUGGGUCACAUGUUGGGGUCAUGUGUGUUUUCUACACACGGUGUCUCUUCUCCUUCCUCACCCACCGGUUUGGCAAGAAAAUUCCCCAUUAUGUUCACAUCCUUGUUGCCAAUCUCUACGUAGUCUUCCCACCUGCCCUCAAUCCUAUUAUCUACGGUGUGAGGACAAAGCAGAUUCGUGAGCAUGUGAUCCAUGCUCUCACCUCCCAGUAG
Molecule: messenger RNA, 933 nt
Organism: Panthera uncia (snow leopard)
Lineage: Eukaryota; Metazoa; Chordata; Mammalia; Carnivora; Felidae
Product: olfactory receptor 52J3-like
Exons: 1
Coding region: 1-933 (310 amino acids)
Biological process (GO): G protein-coupled receptor signaling pathway
Cellular component (GO): membrane
Molecular function (GO): olfactory receptor activity; G protein-coupled receptor activity
Source: RefSeq, a predicted model, not a curated record